Messenger RNA from Cyclocybe aegerita, 669 nucleotides. Lineage: Eukaryota; Fungi; Basidiomycota; Agaricomycetes; Agaricales; Hemipholiotaceae. The record is from the annotation of a GenBank genome assembly.
AUGGUCUUUACUGACUCUAUGGGCUCAGCCCACAGAGCAGUGGACCCCUCCAUGCACUCUGGUCAGGCUUUUAGCCUGUCGGUCUGUCGCGCUCUCCAAGAGUGGUUUGAGGUGGAUGAUCUCUGCUGCAUCACCUUCAUCUACGUUUCAUCUGCAUUGUGGUGGGAUAUUCAUGGUGAGGCACACAGGUACGUCACCGAACUUAAAGUCAGGGUUGGACGUCGCAAGACGGACAACUCUAUAGACACGCUUCGCUCUCAAGCGGUGCACUCAGUCCUGGACUCGUGGAGUUCCACUUUCAAGGAUCCAACUUACCGAGGCUCUGAAUUUUUAGAGCUUCAACAGCCUGACGGGCGGCCGCUACAGCCAUUGUACCUCAAUGGGGGACCUUGGCUUUCAUGUUUUGGACACAGUAUUACUGAGUUCGCUCGUGUCUGCCCGUGUAUAACUGGCCACACACCCAUUGGAGCGUAUUACCAUCGCUUCAAGAUCAAUGAGCCUCACGGCUGCACUUGCGGGGCUGCUUUGCAGUCUCGCCAGCACCUCCUCUUUCGCUGUCACGAUCGAUACUCUGUACACUAUCCCCGCUUUCUCGGGGAUAUUGCAUCGUUUAUGAAGUACAACCCCACAGUGUUUGGCUUCAACCGAGACCCUUCGGGGGUCAGAUAA